CAGGAGUUGCAGGCACACACAGCGCACGAGUGCCCGAGUCCUGAGCAGGACACGGGAGGGGAGGCGGGCGCGGGGUGCCGGGAGAGGGGGUGACAAGGUGGAGGGCAGAGCCGCCCGCAGCGGGACGGGGAGUAGCUGGGCGAGCCGCGCCAGGGGCAGGUGCCAGCGCAGAGUGGGCGGGGGGCGCGGGCGCGGGCGCGGGGCCAGGCGGGGAGGCCGCGGCACCUCUGCCUCCCGGAGCCGGCGCGCACAGCCGCUCGCCCCGCAGCCCGGAGCAGCCGGGGCCGAAGGAGCCGCGGGAGCCGCCGCCCAGCGCCCGCAUCCUCCGGACAGACGCCCCCCGCCGCCCCCGGGGCCGAGCGCCCCUCGCCCCGCCGCUUCUCCGCCGCGGGGCCCUCACCUGGCCCGGGAGCAGGGGGGAGACGGUGCCCGCCCAGGGGGCGCGGGGGACGCCGCCCCCCACCCCGGCCUGCACCCCGCGCGGAGCAGGACGCCCGCCAACUGCGCCAGCGCUCCGUCCCCAAGUCCCAGGGCGACAGCCCUCCUCUGCUGGAAGCACUCGGACCCCGGCGACCCCGGCCCGAGGCGCCCUCGCCCCCGGGGCCCCCGCCACGCCCGCCACCCCCCCCGGCGGGGCCAUGCCCGGGCGGCGCCGGGACCGUGUGCGGAGCCUGCUGCUGCUGGGCGCGCUGCUCUCCGCCGACCUCUACUUCCACCUCUGGCCGCAGGUGCGGCGCCGCCUGAGCCCCCCCGAGCGCCUGCGGGGCUGCCCCUGCGCCGGCCGCGCCUCCUCCCCGGCCCCCGACUCCGCCGCAGCCUCCUCGGACCCGCGCGCCGCGGCGCACAACUUGUCCCGGGCCGGGGUCGGGGCCGGGGUCGGGGUCGGGGUCGGGGCCGGGGCGGGCGCGGCGCGGGGAGGGGGCGGCCCAGGCUCCAGGCUGCGGGCGCUCUUCGCCCACCCGCUGUACCGCGCCCCGGACGAGCCGCCGGCCCUCGGGCCCGAACACUUGCUCCUCGACAGCCAGGAGGCGCUGCGCUACUACCGGAGGAAAGUGGCCCGCUGGAACAGACGACACAAGAUAUACCGAGAACAGCUGAACCUCACUUCCCUGGACCCUCCACUGCAGCUCCAGCUCGGGGCCAGCUGGUUCCAGUUCCACCUGGGGAUCAACCGUCAUGGGCUUUACCCCCGGUCUAGCCCCAUCGUCAGCAGACUUCUCCGUGACAUGAGGCACUUUGCCACCAUCAGUGCUGAUUACAGUCAGGACGAGAAAGCCUUGCUUGGGGCAUGUGACUGCUCCCAGAUUGUGAAGCCCAGUGGGGUGCACCUCAAGUUGGUUCUGAGAUUCUCCGAUUUUGGGAAGGCCAUGUUCAAACCCAUGAGACAGCCGCGAGAUGAGGAGACGCCUGAAGACUUCUUCUAUUUCAUUGACUUCCAGAGACACAACGCGGAGAUUGCAGCCUUCCACCUGGACAGGAUUCUAGACUUCCGACGGGUGCCACCCACCGCCGGGAGGCUCGUGAAUGUCACCAAGGAAAUCCUAGAGGUCACCAAGAAUGAAAUCCUGCAGAGUGUGUUCUUUGUCUCUCCAGCCAGCAACGUGUGUUUCUUUGCCAAGUGCCCGUACAUGUGCAAGACUGAAUACGCGGUCUGCGGCGACCCACACAUGCUAGAGGGCUCUCUCUCUGCCUUCCUGCCGUCCCUCAACCUGGCCCCCAGGCUGUCUGUGCCCAACCCCUGGAUCCGGUCCUACACACUGGCAGGAAAAGAAGAGUGGGAGGUCAAUCCGCUUUACUGUGACACCGUGAGGCAGGUCUACCCCUACAACAGCAGCAACCGGCUCCUCAACAUCAUCGACAUGGCCAUCUUCGACUUCUUGAUAGGAAAUAUGGACCGUCACCAUUAUGAGAUGUUCACCAAGUUUGGGGACGAUGGCUUCCUCAUCCAUCUUGACAAUGCCAGAGGGUUUGGAAGACAUUCCCAAGACGAACUGUCCAUCCUCUCGCCCCUCUCCCAGUGCUGCAGGAUCAAGAAGAAAACGCUUCUGCACCUGCAGCUGCUGGCCCUAAGUGACUACAGGCUGAGUGACGUGAUGCGGGAGUCCCUGCUGGAGGACCAGCUGGCCCCCGUCCUCACAGAGCCCCACCUCCUGGCCCUGGACCGGAGACUCCAGAUCAUCCUCAACACAGUGGAGGGAUGCGUGGCGGCCCACGGAGAGCGCAGCGUCAUAGACAGCGGGCCAGCACAACAGUCGCUCCCAGACUCUGGUCAGGCUGGCCCGACGAGAUAGCAGCCGGCCGGACAUGGCAAGUUUCAGAAAUGACGGCGGGAGCCCACGGGGGACCUGAGGAGUUGGCGUCUACUGCUUCCCCUAUCGCUGCUGGAGGUGACGAGAGUCAUGAGCCCGGGAGGCAGGGAGGGCAGUGGGGGAUUCCGAAAGCAGGAGUGGGAUCCACUGGACUUCCUUCUGUGGAGCUCUGCUUCCCUUUCCCACAAAGCACUGGGUCAGCCAUCAAGCUCACAGAUCAUCUCCUGCCUGCGUCUACUGGAAACUGGAUACGGGUCAGGUUUGUGCGGUUUGGAAACCUUGUUCCCAAGAGAGCACUGUCAUCAAAUAAAGACAAGAGCUGAAACCUACCCGACCUUCAAAACUGUUAUUAUUGUACCUACAAGCAUGAUUUUGGACCCAGAUGCGACAUCUGGCAUCACACACACACACACACACACAAAUCUAAGAAUGGCAACUUCUUUCCAACUGUUCUAAGCAGACUUCACACUUCCUACUAAGAUUCUAGUUUGUGGCCCAAUCUGAAUUCAGUUAUCCCUAAAAUAAUGCCUUAGGAGCAUUAUGACGAGAGAGACAAAUAGCAAAGGUAUUCUCAAAACAGCAGGAAAGGG
Molecule: messenger RNA, 2899 nt
Organism: Erinaceus europaeus (western European hedgehog)
Lineage: Eukaryota; Metazoa; Chordata; Mammalia; Eulipotyphla; Erinaceidae
Gene: FAM20A
Product: FAM20A golgi associated secretory pathway pseudokinase
Exons: 11
Coding region: 639-2291 (550 amino acids)
Cellular component (GO): Golgi apparatus
Molecular function (GO): protein serine/threonine kinase activator activity
Source: RefSeq, a predicted model, not a curated record